CGGGCGGUGGCGGCUGCACUCCCAGGACCCUGGCAACCGACCCUGGCCCCAGGGCCCGAUCACCCAGGGGAGGAGCAGCACCGGGACCCCGUGCCGGCUGGGCGCCCCCCAAGGUAGGCGAGUCCGAAGGUAGGGAUCUUCGGGCCCGGUCCCUGCGGCGCGCCCCCGCAUCCCCUCCAGGUAUGUGGGUGUCCAGGUGUCUUUCCAGCGGCUUCCCCAGCGGAGCUCCUGGCAUCAAAGACAUUUCCUGUAAAAGGGUCCUUGGUGAAGAGGUAAUCCUUCCUGAAAAUCUAGGUUCUGGGCUCGAAUUUCCUGGGCGAGAAGUUUCUUCUCCACUGGGAAGAGUUACUUUUUUUCCGCAGAGAGGAACCCCUACUUAACCCGGCGCACACCUGAUUAUUUAUUUAGGUUGUUGUUAUACAAUCCGUUUGUCAGGGGUCCCCGCGAUUUCUGCCUGCUAAUUUCAGAGGCUGUGGAGAAAAGUCCUGCGGUAAACGCCCUGACCUGGGAACUCCAGCGUGGUGACUUUGACAGGUCACUGCGCUCGUAUUUUUUAAACAGCAGAGAUGAAUGAGGGUGGCUGUCUUCAUUCAUUUGUCCGGGCUUCCGCAGCUGCAGGUGUAGUUAAAAGAACAGCCCAUUGCUUGACCGUUUCCUUCAUGUUGAGUAGGCAUCAUGAGAUUUUAGAGCUGGAAGUUACAGAGUGCUAGGCAGCUAGACAAAGGAACACUUACCUUACUAAAGACUAGUAUGGGACCGUGCAGGUGUAGUUUUUAGACUGGAUGAUAACAUAGCUGUGAAUUUUCAGCCUUUUUGGAAGUGAAGACAAAAUUGAAUAUAAGGAUCAGAAAAAGCAACAAGCCCUGAAGCUAACUGAAGCUGCGUCUGUUCCCCAUUAUAUUCUAAUUGUUUUAUUUUAGGAAUCAAAACCUCUUUUACUUUCUUGGUGUAUAUAGAUCGGAUGAAGUGUCAGAAUACAAAAAGGAAUUAUUCUGUGUUUGUGAUAGAGAGGAGAUAAUCUGUCCUUUUGAUUUUACCUAAUGCUAUUAAAUAUUCAGAGCUACUGAAGUCCGGUUUUCCUGAAAUGUGAGCUGGGCAGGAGUGUCAGGUACCCUGGCAGACACAAUUGGUGCUGUUGUUACGCUUUUCCCCUGCUGCCCACUCCCUUCUCCACCGCACUCCCAGUUUGAGUGAAGGCCCUUGACACAGAGGAAUUUCUGCCCAAGGCAGGGAGUGUCCCCGUGUGGUUCCUCAAAUGUUUAAAGAAAGAAUGAAAACAACUAUACUUCCUGGGACCCGGGCUGACGUCACAAGGCCAACGUCAUAAGAAGGUUCUUACCUCUUGCUAUUUACAAAAUAAAUUGAUCCCUUGUCCUAACUAGAAAGAGACUUUUGAAAUUAAUACUGAUGCUAUUUUGUGAAUUACGGAUAGGCAUGUUAUUUGUUAGCUUAUUUGUUUAUAGUGUGCUCAACACUGAAGGGAAGCCAGUCUUAAUAUAAUGGAAACAUCUCUGAACUUCUAAAAGACCAAGGUUGGAGUUUUAGCUCUUAAUUUUACUUCAUCUUGGCCAGAAUUCACGAUGACAACGGUGACAGUGACCACAGAAAUUCCGCCAAGGGAUAAGAUGGAAGAUAAUUCUGCCUUGUAUGAGUCUACGUCCGCUCACAUUAUUGAAGAAACCGAGUAUGUGAAAAAGAUUCGAACCACUCUGGAAAAGAUCAGAACCCAAAUGUUUAAAGAUGAAAUAAGACAUGACAGUACAAAUAACAAACUAGAUACAAAGCACUGUGGAAACCUUCAACAGGGCUCUGAUUCUGAGAUGGAUCCUUCUUGUUGCAGUUUGGAUUUGCUCAUGAAAAAGAUAAAAGGAAAAGACCUACAGCUCUUAGAAAUGCACAAAGAGAAUGAAGUAUUGAAAAUCAAGCUGGAAGCCUCCAGAGAAGCAGGAGCAGCAGCUCUGAGAAACGUGGCCCGGAGAUUAUUUGAAAACUACCAAACACAGUCUGAAGAAGUGAGAAAGAAGCAUGAGGACAGUAAACACUUACUCCAGGUUAACAAGCUUGAAAAAGAACAAAAAUUGAAACAACAUGUUGAAAAUCUGAAUCAAGUUGCUGAAAAACUUGAAGAAAAACACAGUCAAAUUACAGAAUUGGAGAACCUUGUACAGAGAAUGGAAAAGGAAAAGAGAACACUACUAGAAAGAAAACUGUCUUUGGAAAACAAGCUACUGCAACUCAAAUCCAGUGCUACAUGUGGAAAAAGUUGCCAGGAUCUUCAGAGGGAGAUUUCCAUUCUCCAGGAGCAGAUCUCUCAUCUGCAGUUCGUGAUUCACUCCCAACAUCAGAACCUGCGCAGUGUCAUCCAGAAGAUGGAAGGAUUAAAAAAUAAUUUAAAAGAACAAGACAAAAGAAUUGAAAAUCUCAAAGAAAAGGUUAACAUACUUGAAGCCCAGAAUAAAGAACUAAAAACCCAGGUAGCGCUUUCAUCUGAAACUCCUAGGACAAAGGUAUCUAAGGCUGUCUCUACAAGUGAAUUGAAGACCGAAGGUGUUUCCCCUUAUUUAAUGUUGAUUAGGUUACGGAAAUGAACUGGCUGGCUGAAGAUCUGAUUUAGAAAGACUGCGUGAGUCUUAUUUAUUCUCUGAAACACAGCACAAAUUUCAUGUUAAAAUGGCACAAUGCCAUUAUUUAAAUGGAACUUAUUAUAUACCAAUGGCUUUGCAAGAAGAUGACAUUUCAGAAAAUCAAACAAAUAUAUAUUUAACGGAUGGACUCUUCAAAACUUACCAAGUAGGUGAAGAAACCAGGUGCCUUCCCGUGAUGGAAGACGGAUUCUGCUUUAAAUUAAAAAAACACAAAUCUGAAUCUUGUUUUCAGAUUUUUUUCUACGGGGACUGUUUUAAGGUUAUCAACUCUGACUUUUUUGAUAGUGGUUUUUAAGAGUAUAAAUAGAAGGGAGAGUAUAUAUGUAUGAAUGAACAUACAUUUCCUGCAUAUAUAUGUAUGAAGGGCAUAUAUAUGUAUGAAUGAGCAUACAUAUUUGAAAACUGACUUUUGGAUGAUAAGAAAAAUCUUACAAUGACAUGAGUUCAUCUCCUGAUCCAUUGUUUCUUGGAGAAUUAUACUCAACUGAAUUACGGACAGGAGAAAGAGUGGAUUUCUUUUAGCUAAUUCCCCAACCCAUAUGCCCCUCUGAAGUUGAGAGUCAUGGCUGCCUCACCACACAUCAGAGAAUGACUGUUCUUCGGUAGUUCUGGGAUUAAAAAUUGGUUUCUAGAGGUAACCUGUACACAUAAACACACAGGGAUGCACAUGGCGUCCUCUACCUUUGUGACUUUCUUCUUGAUAUUUAUUAAUAGUAUCUAAAUAAAGUAUGGGGGGGUAGAAAAAUAAUGCUGUUAGCCCAUACUUCCAUGAAAACAUUUAUUAUAGGCUCAAAGGAAUAAUGACUGCUGUCUGCAGCCAGAAAGAAUCUGAAUUCAUGAAUUGGAAUGAUAGAUCUCGUGUUUUUGUGAAAGUUUGCUUAAAUUCUGAUACAUGCCUUCUUUGUAGGUGGAGUUUGUGAUUGCAGUGAAUAGACCAAAUCUGACUUGCAGAAAUGCAGACAUACAGUCGGGAAAGAACAAACUUCAAUUAAAUGUAUAAUGAGAGACCUUGGUCCCCCUAAAGGAUGAAUUUCCUUUAGGCCUUUGAUCUUCCCCUCUAGUGUGUAACUUUAAAUAUUUGCUCAGGAAAGAUGCUGACGCUUUCAUAGUGGAAUGUGAAAUAUCAGUAUUGUCUAUAAAGUAUUUGAAGAUAUAUAAAAAUGAGAUGAUAUAAUGUAUUUAUAAAUUUAUCAAAGUACUGUAAUCCUUGAAUUGUUGUGUAACUGUAUGUGAGUUUUAUGCUUCAUGGUAUCUUUGAAAACAUUUUUAUUGCUUGCUUAUUUUGAAGGUAUAUUUAUCUGUUAACAUUUAGGGCAUAGUUACCCUAUGCCAGGAACAAGACUAAGCACUUUACUUGCAUUAAUUCCUUUUAUCUUCCCCAAAACCCUCAGAAGCAGAUCAUAUCAUUUCUGUUUUACAGAGGAAGAUACUGAGAGUGGUUGAGUAAUUUGCCCAGCUGCUAACUGUGAAGCAAAAAUUUGAGCCUUUUGACUUGGCUAUUGAUAUUCAUUCUACUUGCUCACAUGGUGGUCUAAGAAAUUUCCCAGCUAUAGAAAUCUCUCUGUUUUUGCCACUUUAAUCAACACAUAGCUUCCUGGAUGUCUGCCUGUGUUAUUUUGUGGAUGACAGUAAGAAAUAACAAAUACUGAUAAAAUCAA
Molecule: messenger RNA, 4303 nt
Organism: Macaca mulatta (Rhesus monkey)
Lineage: Eukaryota; Metazoa; Chordata; Mammalia; Primates; Cercopithecidae
Source: RefSeq, a predicted model, not a curated record